CAGCGCUUCCGGGCAAGGUUCUGUGCACCUGUUCUCUCCUUCUGCUCAAGUGUUUUCCCACUCUGGGAAAAAAUGGACAUGCCUGUCCCCAGAGAACAAGAUGAGUAUUACCGCGCCUAGGUUAAGAACAGCGCGGACGAUUAGGGCCAAAAUAAGAAGGUGCUAGGCACCUUUAAGCUGUUUGGAAGUUCACGUGACCCACUGAGUGCCGGGUCCCAGUGGUCACGUGACGGCGCGCGCGCCCUCGCGCAGGGAGAGCCAGCUGGCGCUGUGCGCGCGCCUUCGCCGCUGCCUCCCAUCCCCUCGACGGGAGGGUGAGGAACUGCGGAGGGCUCGGCGUCUUGGGCCGGGUGCGCGUGCGCGGCGAACAGCUGUCAUCCAGUGCGGAACUAGUCUUCCAAAUUUCCCAAAUCUCCCCGGGCCGUAGGCCACCGUCUUCCGUCUCCUUUUCCUCCUCGGGUUCGUGUCCUCGCCUCACCCGCGAGCCAGAGACUGCUCCAGCCAUCAUGGAGGUGGCCGAGGUGGAGAGUCGUCUGAAUCCCAGCUGCAAGAUCAUGACCUUCAGACCCUCCAUGGAGGAGUUCCGUGAGUUCAAUAAAUACCUUGCAUACAUGGAGUCUAAAGGAGCCCAUCGAGCAGGGCUCGCAAAGGUGAUUCCUCCUAAGGAGUGGAAGCCAAGGAAGUGCUAUGAUGACAUCGAUAAUUUGCUCAUUCCAGCACCUAUUCAGCAGAUGGUCACAGGGCAGUCAGGACUGUUCACUCAAUAUAACAUCCAGAAAAAAGCCAUGACGGUGAAGGAGUUCAGGCAGCUGGCCAAUAGUGGCAAAUAUUGUACCCCAAGGUAUUUGGAUUAUGAAGAUUUGGAGCGCAAGUACUGGAAGAACUUAACUUUCGUAGCACCCAUCUAUGGCGCAGACAUUAAUGGGAGCAUAUAUGAUGAGGGUGUGGAUGAAUGGAACAUAGCUCGCCUAAAUACAGUCUUGGAUGUGGUUGAGGAAGAGUGCGGUAUUUCUAUUGAGGGUGUAAAUACCCCUUAUCUCUAUUUUGGCAUGUGGAAAACCACAUUCGCAUGGCACACCGAGGAUAUGGAUCUCUACAGCAUUAAUUAUCUCCACUUUGGAGAGCCCAAGUCUUGGUAUGCAAUACCCCCGGAGCAUGGGAAACGACUUGAAAGACUAGCUCAAGGUUUUUUCCCAAGCAGUAACCAAGGGUGUGAUGCAUUUCUUCGCCACAAGAUGACGCUGAUAUCUCCCUCAGUGUUGAAGAAGUAUGGUAUUCCCUUUGAUAAGAUCACCCAGGAGGCUGGAGAAUUUAUGAUCACUUUCCCAUAUGGCUACCAUGCUGGUUUUAAUCAUGGUUUCAACUGUGCAGAAUCUACAAAUUUUGCUACUGUCAGAUGGAUUGACUAUGGGAAAGUUGCUAAAUUGUGCACCUGCAGGAAAGACAUGGUGAAAAUUUCAAUGGAUAUCUUUGUGAAGAAAUUUCAGCCAGACAGAUAUCAGCUUUGGAAACAAGGAAAGGAUAUAUACACCAUUGAUCACACGAAGCCUACUCCGGAAUCCACCCCUGAAGUAAAGGCGUGGCUGCAGAGAAGGAGGAAAGUAAGAAAAGCACCCAGGAGCUCCCAGUGCACUGGUUCUCACUCUAAGAGGCCUAAGAAUGAGGGGGACAAGCAAGUGCCAGCUGCAGUCAGUGGGGCAGAGGGCCCCACCCCUGACCCAGACGCAGAUGACCUCAAGGUCAGUGAAAAGCCAGAAGCAGCAGCCAAGCUGGGGAACACAGACGCACCUUCAGAGGAAGUAGCCUCUGCUAGCAGGAUGCAGCUGGAUCAGAAUUCAUCAGAUAAUAUCAGACUGUCAGGAGACAGUUGCUUAAGCACAUCUGUAAUGGAGGAAGUGAAAACUGAGGAUGGCCAAGCCUAUGUCACAAUUCCGCCUUCGAAUUCCAGUGAGGCUGAUGGUUCCAUACCUAGUGGCCAUGUGACAUCCAAGGAAUCAGACCCACCCAAACUUCCUUGGCCAAAGUCACCUGAAUUGUGCUUCUCAGUGGCAGAGAGUAACAGUGUGUUGACAGAGGGAGAAGAGAGUGAUGUGGAGAGCUGCGGGAGUGGCCUUGAAACUGUGGAAGUCCCAGUGGUCCCCAGUGGAGAGAGAAAUGUCUUUAAAGUUCCCAGCAGAAUAGAGGGAGAAACCAAAACUGCUAAAAGUUGGCGCCAUCCACUUAGCAAGCCUCCAGCAAGAUCCCCAAUGACUCUGGUGAAGCAGCAGGCAACAAGUGAUGAAGAAUUGCCUGAGGUUCCAUUGAUUGAGGAGGAAGUGGAAGAAACAGAGUCUUGGGCAAAGCCUCUGGUCCACCUUUGGCAGACGAAGUCCCCAAACUUUGCAGCUGAGCAAGAGUAUAAUACAGCCAUGGCCAGAAUGGAACCUCACUGUGCCAUCUGUGCGCUCCUCAUGCCAUACUACAAGCCAGAUAGCAGCAAUGAAGAAAAUGAUUCUAGAUGGGAGACAAAAUUAGAUGAAGUGGUUCCUUCGGGAGGAAAGACUAAGCCCCUCAUUCCAGAGAUGUGUUUUAUUUAUAGCGAAGAAAAUAUAGAAUAUUCUCCACCUAAUGCCUUCCUGGAAGAGGAUGGAACAAGUCUUCUCAUCUCUUGUGCAAAGUGCUGCGUACGGGUUCAUGCAAGUUGUUAUGGUGUCCCUUCUCAGGAGAUCUCUGAUGGAUGGUUAUGUGCCCGGUGCAAAAGAAAUGCAUGGACAGCAGAAUGCUGUCUCUGCAAUCUGAGAGGGGGCGCUCUUAAGGAAACCAAGGACAAGAAGUGGGCCCAUGUCAUGUGCGCUGUCGCGGUCCCAGAAGUUCGAUUCACUAAUGUCCCAGAAAGGACACAGAUAGAUGUAGGCAAAAUACCUUUACAGAGGUUAAAAUUGAAAUGCAUCUUCUGCAGAUACCGGGUUAAGAAAGUCUCCGGAGCCUGUAUCCAGUGUUCCUACGGCCGCUGCCCGGCCUCCUUCCAUGUCACAUGUGCUCAUGCUGCCGGAGUGCUGAUGGAGCCUGACGAUUGGCCAUACGUGGUGAACAUCACAUGCUUUCGACAUAAGGCCAACCCAAAUGUGAAGUCCAAGGCUGGUGAGAGGGGCAUCUCCGUGGGGCAGACUGUCAUCACGAAGCAUCGGAACACCCGGUAUUACAGUUGCAGAGUGAUUGCCGUGACGUCACAGACCUUCUAUGAGGUCAUGUUUGACGACGGUUCCUUCAGCAGAGACACAUUUCCUGAGGAUAUCGUGAGCCGAGACUGUGUGAAGCUGGGCCCUCCCGCCGAGGGAGAAGUCGUCCAAGUCAAGUGGCCCGAUGGCAAGCUCUAUGGGGCCAAAUACCUGGGACUGAACGUGGCCCACAUGUACCAGGUUGAAUUUGAAGAUGGAUCCCAGAUAGCAAUGAAGAGAGAGGACAUAUACACUUUGGACGAAGAGUUACCCAAGAGAGUGAAAGCUCGUUUUUCCACAGCCUCUGACAUGCGAUUUGAAGAUACAUUUUAUGGAACAGACAUAAUCCAAGGGGAGAAAAAGAGACAAAGAGUGCUGAGCUCCAGGUUUAAGAAUGAAUACGUGGAUGACCCCGUGUAUCGCACUUUUUUGAAGAGCUCUUUCCAGAAGAAAUGUCAGAAGAGACAAUAGUUUGCACGUGCUGCAGGCAACAGAGCAGCUUGGGCUGGAAGAGGGAAGAUGAAGAAACAGCCAUGUGGCUGUGCCAUGUGUUUCACUGCGGUAGGUGACGGGGUGUCUCUUGACAGUGGAAAAUGAGGCUUCCCAGAGCUUGGUUGUCCAAACCGCAAAAUACACAUAUUAAUUAGAUACAACAGUCUGAAGCCAUCCCCUGGUCUUGCUUUCACUUGUGAACAAUUGUCUUCUGUGAUCCCAAAGGAUUUUUCUACGUGAAAGGAAAUAAUAGUGAGUCACCCACACAAAACAGCCACUGCCAGAGGAGGUGAGUCCCCACAUGUGGCUUAGGCCCCUUGGCAGGAAACACAUGGAAACUUCUCUCCCCGACCCCAGGUGGGAUUCUCAACACCCAGGUGGGAGGGUGAUAAUUUAUACGUUUUCCACAGUCAGGGAAGGACUCUCACUUAUUUGUUUUAAAUGGCAGUUUUUAUAAAACAUUUUUAAAACACAAAUGGCAUGUAUGGUAAUGAGAUUUACCCGUGUGCUAUCUGUAUUUCCCUUGUACAGAACUUUUACAUUUUUUUAUAUCCCUAUUACUUUUGAUUGUGUCUGAUGAGAACUGAGUUGUUGGCCUUUGUGAAAUUUUUGGCUCUUGAGAAAGAAUUCUUAUAAAUUGUAUGGAAAUUUUAUAUAUUUAAAGAGGGAGAUCCAGGGCUGUUAUUUUUAAACACUUUUUUUCAUAAUACAUAUUCUAAGUAGAUAUUUAUAAAAUAUGUUUCUUUCAUUAUGUGUUUGUAAAAUUAGAGUUUAAAUAAAUAUGCUUUGAUGCAUAGUUUUGAAUUAAUAUGAUUUUUCCUUUUUAAAACA
Rhinolophus ferrumequinum (greater horseshoe bat) is the source of this 4520-nucleotide messenger RNA. RefSeq names its product lysine demethylase 4C (gene KDM4C). Gene Ontology annotation, molecular function: histone H3K36 demethylase activity; histone H3K9 demethylase activity. The transcript has 22 exons. The record is from RefSeq and is a predicted model, not a curated record. NCBI's taxonomy places the organism in Eukaryota, Metazoa, Chordata, Mammalia, Chiroptera, Rhinolophidae. Gene Ontology annotation, cellular component: nucleus. Gene Ontology annotation, biological process: chromatin remodeling. Bases 507 to 3668 code for a protein of 1053 amino acids.